Messenger RNA from Symbiodinium natans, 300 nucleotides. The record is from the annotation of a GenBank genome assembly. Lineage: Eukaryota; Dinophyceae; Suessiales; Symbiodiniaceae.
AUGGACUAUGCUGUGGUCCUCUUCCAGCGGUUGGGCAACGAACUACUCGAGCCACAGCUGCUUUGUCUUUUCGUCUUAGCUGCAGGGAUGGUUGUUGGCCACUUCCUUACGUAUGCCUACUACCGCCUUGUGGUGAGACAGCUCCGGGAGCUGAAGGGUGCACCGCCGACGGACAUCUAUGUCACCCGGCAUGGUCAGUGUUACCACAGCGAUGCUUUCUGUCCGUCACUUCGCAACAGCCAGCCUACGGGCAAGCGCAAGUGCCAUCUUUGCUACCCCUACACGUCGACGGGGCCGUGA